UUCUGAUCAUCUCUGCAUAAACACAAAGCAUUCUCUCUCUUCUUACCUCUUUAGUUUUUGGCCUGUUCCUUCCAAAUUUCUUUUUAGUUCUAAUUACAUUUCCUAGGGAUUCUUAUGGCUACUGCAGAGGUUGUAUCAGUUCAAACUGCACUUCCUGAGGAGAAAACUGAAGAAUCAAUUACGGUUCAAGAAGCUAAAGAAGAAGAGGUAGUCGCUGUAGUUCCUGCAACAGAACCAGUUGCUGAAGAGCCAAAGGAAGCAGAGCCUGCAGCAGCAUCUGAAGAACCCGUGGCUCCAGAACCCGAAGCCUCAGUUGAAGUUGAAGCAAAGGAGACGGUCGAAGAGGUCAAGGUUGUCACCGAGGAGCCAGAAGUUGAGAAAAAAGAAGAGGUGACUCCUAAGGAAACAGUACCAGAGCCAGAGGUCGAGGACAGCAAAGAGACCACUGAGGAAACUGUUGAAGAAACCAAAGAAACUACAGAGUCUAGUGAGGCAGCAGCAGAUCAAGCAGAACCAGAAGCAGAAGCCCCAAUUGAAGCACCCAAAGAGGAAGUUACUAAGGAAGAAGAAAAACCAGCUGAAGCUGAGGAGAAGGUUGAAACAGAAGCUCCAGCUGAGAAGACUGAGUAAUAAGCUUGUGAGAUGCGGAUCAAUGGAAGUCUGUCUAGUGGCUAUUGUUUGCUAAGUUUGCAUGUCAAGUCAAUUAGUUUCUAUGUAUUUCAAUAAGGAUGUCGUAAGAUGGAUGAGGCCUGGGGCCAAGGAAUGGAAAUGACCCACCAAUGAUAACUUGCCAAGUGGCUUAAUUAACAUACAUUGGCAUAUAUGGCAGAGAGUUAGAGAUGCUUCAAGUUGCAUUGGGGGGAUUUUUAUGGUCAUCUGUUCUCUGUUAAGGGAUAGUUCUUGGUCUCAAGCAGGUUGCUUAAAUUUAUUAAUUUGCUUGUGUGUUUGUUAGAAGUAUGCAUGUUGUCUUUAUCGUAAUAAUAAAUCACAGUCCUUUUGUUUUAACAUUUGUCCUCUGUCCAAUUUCUUCCAAUUACUGAUUUUGAUAUAUAAAAAUAUUUUCACAUGAUA
Molecule: messenger RNA, 1071 nt
Organism: Durio zibethinus
Lineage: Eukaryota; Viridiplantae; Streptophyta; Magnoliopsida; Malvales; Malvaceae
Source: RefSeq, a predicted model, not a curated record